Messenger RNA from Lathyrus oleraceus (garden pea), 1047 nucleotides. RefSeq lists its product as uncharacterized. NCBI's taxonomy places the organism in Eukaryota, Viridiplantae, Streptophyta, Magnoliopsida, Fabales, Fabaceae. The record is from RefSeq and is a predicted model, not a curated record. The transcript is spliced from 4 exons. The coding region runs from base 1 to 1047 and encodes 348 amino acids. Gene Ontology annotation, molecular function: zinc ion binding; nucleic acid binding.
AUGACUAUAGCUGAGUAUGCUGACAAAUUUGACUCCCUAGCCAAACAUUUCCGCUAUUUCUGUGACAAUGUGGAUGAGAAUUAUAAGUGUGAGAGAUUUGAACAGGGACUCAGAUAUGAAAUUAAGGAGUCCGUGGAGCCCUUGGAGAUUCGUCAGUUCCAAGCUCUAAUGGAGAAAUGUAAGAAGGUGGAACGAAUGAAACAAGGACGUAUGCAUAGAGGGGUUGCUGGAGGACUGGACAUUAAUAUCACAAUAAUAGAGGAAAGCAGCAACAACCAUACACCCGACCCCAAAGGAAUGGUAGGGACCAACCUCGAGGACAUUUCAAGGGAUGUCAGAAGCUGCAAAAUUCAGGUACUAUUCGGUGCUACCAUUGCAAUGAGUACUCAGUGCCCAGAAAGAGCAAGACUUUGUUAUCUCUGUCAGCAACCAGAACACUUUGCUAAGGAUUGUAGAGCACUAAGAAGAGAUCAUAUACCAUCCACCAAUAACAAUAAUGACAUCCCCUGCCCUACUGCUAAGGGACGUGUCUAUCACAUUGGAGGAGAAGAAGCAUCAAAUGCCUCAGGAUUAGUCCAAGUCACCAUACCGUCUGCUGAACCUGUAAUCUUGAAUGAAGCUUGUUUACAAUGUCCCUUGAAUAUCUUGGGCAUGAAAUUUAAAGUCGACUUGAUUUGCAUUCCUCUCAAACAUCUGGGAGUGAUCCUUGGGAUGGACUGGUUAUCUAGUCAUCACGUUCUUUUGGAUUGUGCUCGAAACAUGAGACCAGAAGUAGAAAUUUCUGAGAUCCCAGUGGUAGGAGAUUUCCCGGAAGUUUUCCCAUCAGACGUGCCAGGGUUACCUCCAGUACGUGACAUUGAAUUUUCUAUUGAUGUGGUUCUAGGAACCCGACUUAUUCAUAUUUCCCCAUACAGAAUGGCUCCAUCUGAGAUGUCAGAGCUGAAAAAAAAUCAAUUAGAGGACCUAUUGUCAAAGAAGUUUAUCCGACCAAGUGUCUCACCAUGGGGAGCUCUUGUACUAUUGGUGAAGAAGAAGGAUGGAAAGUAG